Messenger RNA from Lethenteron reissneri (Far Eastern brook lamprey), 6165 nucleotides. Its product is annotated as homeobox protein Hox-A3-like. Lineage: Eukaryota; Metazoa; Chordata; Hyperoartia; Petromyzontiformes; Petromyzontidae. Gene Ontology annotation, molecular function: RNA polymerase II cis-regulatory region sequence-specific DNA binding; DNA-binding transcription factor activity, RNA polymerase II-specific. Gene Ontology annotation, cellular component: nucleus. The record is from RefSeq and is a predicted model, not a curated record. Gene Ontology annotation, biological process: embryonic skeletal system morphogenesis; anterior/posterior pattern specification; regulation of transcription by RNA polymerase II.
GGAAGAAGCGGGGGGGAGGACAGGGCCCUGCCCACCCGUAGGGCCACGGGGCCCCUCCUAGGGCCUCCAGAGCGCCAUGGCGAGGUCGGCACGGAUCGGAUUGGAUCGACUGCAGCAGCGCUCGGCGCAGCAUUCGCGCUCGCUGUACGAGGAGCCGCCCGGGGACGAUUCGGCCGGUGUCGCCCUCUCGACCUCACCGCCGCAGCCGCCGGGCUCGGGGCGCUGAGAUUCCACACCACCACCACCACCCCACGCCGCCGCCCGCUGCCGCUGCCGCCGUGGUCGUGAGCCGAUGCCUCGGCCCGCAGCAGCAGCAGCAGCCGCAGCAGCAGCAGCUCCACUCACUCGCCAACCUUGAAGUGUUUGGGGGGGGGGGGGGGGGCGCCACCGCUCCUGCUGCCCGUCAUUGGAGGAGGGCGCGGCACGUGACUGGCGCCGCCAAUGUUAUUUGAUAAGGGUGUCAAGACCUUGUCACGAAAAGAAAUAAAUUCCCCGCAACACCGAGAUGCAAAAAGCGACCUACUACAAUAACAAUUCCGGUGUGUUCGGCGGGUGCUCCUACCAGGGGGGAGGCACUUUCGCCUUUGGCGCCGCUCAGCAGCAGCAGCAACAUCAUCAGCAGCAGCAGCAACCCCAGCAGCAGCAACAGCAACAUCAUCAGCAGCAGCAGCAGCAAGCUGCCUACCCACCACCAUCUGUUGAGAAUGACUACCACCGCUUUGCGUGCUCGCUGCAGACCCCGGCUAGCGGGGGCUCGGUGCUCAAGCCGGGCGAGCCCAAUGGGAGCUGCAUGCAGGCCGUGGGCCGCACCUCCGUGCAGCAGGGGCCGGCGCUCGCCGACCCCCGGCAGCAGCAGCAGGCCCCCCAGCAGCCCCCCCAGCCUCGAGCACCGUCCCACACGCCGUCGCUGUCGCCCCCCGCGAGUAGCAGCGGCGGCGGUGGCGGCGGCGGCGCCACGCUGGCCACGUCCGGCUCCGGCAAGGCUCCGGGCGGCUCCCCGCAAGCCUCGAAGGCGGCCGUGGGCAAGCACAUCUUCCCGUGGAUGAAGGAGAGCCGCCAGAACUCCAAGCAGAAGGGGGCCGGCGGCGGCGGUGGCGGGGGCGGUGGGGGCAGCGGGGGCAGCGGGGGCGGCGGAGCGAACAGCGCCGGCACCGGAGCCACGAACAACAGCAACAGCUCUCCCGUCACAGGUGAUGAAUCGGAGGACAAAAGCCCCUUUGGCCUGUCAGCGUCGAAGCGCGCCCGCACCGCCUACACAAGCGCCCAGCUAGUUGAACUUGAAAAGGAAUUCCACUUUAACCGUUACCUCUGCCGCCCUCGACGAGUUGAAAUGGCCAACCUACUUAACCUCACCGAGAGGCAGAUCAAGAUAUGGUUUCAAAACAGGCGGAUGAAAUACAAAAAGGACCACAAGUCAAAAGGCGUCGGCAGCUCUCCCGGGAGCCAGUCGCCCACGGAGAGCCCCCCGUUGCACGUGUCCGGCCUUGGCGGCUUCCCCAACCCCGUGCACGGCAUGGGCGUUGGCUCAUCGGUCUACGACACGGGUUCCCCGACCUCCUUCCCCGGGCAGCAACAGCAGCAACAACAACAACAGCAGCAGCAGCAGGGUGCCUACAACAUCGCCGACCAAUACUGCGGGCCCCUGAACAACGGGCCGCCCAUGAACACCUUCCAGGGCAACCACAAGCGCUACGCGGGCACACCAAUGCCCCACCAGGACUUCCACGACCAUUAUCAGGGCAACAACGGCAGCUACGGCGACCCGGGCCUGCAGGAGGGCGCAGUGUACGGAGGAGGAGGAGGGGGUGGUGGCGCAGGAGUAGUAGGAGGAGGAUACGUGGAUAGCAUGGGGGGCCCCGUGUUCAAUGUGCCCCACCUCCCGCAUCCAUCAUCCGCCAGCAUGGGCCUCGCCAGCCCGUCCCAGAUGGCCGGCGGCCAUCUUGUAAGACCAUGUGAUUCCCACAGCACGUACACGGACCUGUCGUCUCAUCACCACCCGACUCAGGAAGUCCCCAGACUCACUCAUCUGUAGCGAACAGAGAGCGAGCGAGAGGAGAGGGAGGAGGAGAGAGCAGGACCGCCCGCCCGGCCGCCCGUCCGUCUGUCCGUCUGUUUUGAGAGCUGCUUUACCUCGGGUUGCCCCCCCCCCCCCCGUGACUUGUGUUGUCACUGUGUGAGUGCGUGUGUGUGAGAUGUUGUGUGUAAGGGGAGCGGUUGCCUAGUGGUCAGCGCCCCGCGCUACGAACCGCGCUCACGGCCACCAAAAGCAGUGAUGAUUAUAUCUGAACCGAUGCUGGGACUCCCCUAGGUCAACUCAGCCUCAAAUACGUACCCGGUGCGUAAACAUCACCGCUAGGGAGACAAAGGCGGCCGGGUUGUGGAGUUGGCCACCCCCCCCCCCCCCCUCGUGUGCCGUGCCGGGCCUUCAUAGGUACUCGCUAAACAGCACUUGCCCCAACAGUAUAUCAAGGCUAUACGGGGGACCUUUGUCUUUGUGUGCACAUUGGAAAAAGUCGCGCACUCCACACCCACCCACCCCGGGGGUUCGCCUACAGGCGCACAUGGAGACGCAGGCACGGUGCACACAGACACACAGACACACACACAGACACAAGGACACACAGACACACACAGACACAAAGCACGCAGACACAAGGACACACAGGCACACACAGACACAAGGACACACAGGCACACACAGACACAAGGACACACACACACAAACACAAGGACACACAGGCACACACAGACACACACAGACACAAGGACACACAAACACAAAGCACGCAGACACAAGGACACACAGGCACACACAAGGACAGGGCACACAGGCACAAAGCACACAGACACAAGGACACACAGACACACACAGACACAAGGACACACACAGACACACACAGACACAAGGACACACAGACACACACAGACACAAGGACAGGGCACACAGACACAAAGCACGCAGACACAAGGACACACAGACACACACAGACACAAGGACAGGGCACACAGACACAAAGCACGCAGACACAAGGACACACAGAUACACACAAACACAAUGACACAGACACACACAGACACAAGGGCACACAGACACAAAGCACGCAGACACAAGGACACACAGACACAAGGACAGGGCACAUAGACACAAGUAUACAGGGUACACACACAAGGACACAGGGCACAGAGACACGAGUAUACAGGGGCCCACAGACACAAGGAUACAGGCACACACACAAGGACACCCAGGACAUACACAGACACAAGUAUACAGGGACACAGACACAAAGCACAAAAACGCGCACGGUGCUCCAGGGGCACAGACACAGUACACGUGCGAUGAAAUACGCAAACACAGUACACGAUACCGCAGACAAGUACGCGCAAAGUACACGUACACAGUACACAGACGAGCAGCACGUAGACACGCAGACAGGGGCACAGGUACGCGUGUGAAGUACACAGGGAAUGCAGUACAAGUACACGGCUGCACAGUGCAUAGAUAAGUACACAAAUGAGAGAAGUACACAUACAAGUACAACAACCACAGAGCACGUGGGCACACAGGUGCACAUUAAAGUAACCAGAAGCAUUUGAAAAGGCACCCAGAGAAGUACAUCGGAACGGAUAAGUACACAAGAAAAUAGAUAAGCACACAGUGCACUGCUCUAUGGCACAGGCACAUAAAGUACGCAGGAAUUCAUAACACAUGCGCAUCAAGUACACACGUGUACACAAACACAAAGUACAAAUCCAUAAUAUAGGUUUGUUUGGGGGUUAGAUCGCGACACGUUUAUAUUUACGCGAUCUAACUAACAAAAAAGCCUAUAUUAUAGAUACUGGUCGCGAAAUCCUACAUGUUAAUCCGACAAAGUACACCGACGCCCAGACAUACAUAAUAUCUAGUACUUGGGUACACAGACGCGCAGACAAGUACACAGGCCAUAGACUACAAUGUACACAGGCUCACAGUGCACGGGCACACAGACACGUGCAUCUGUACACUGAUAAGUACACUGCCUCGCAGUAGUAGUAGACACAGUAACAUAGACACUGGGUUCAAGUACUCGGAGAGGAAACACAUGCUUCGGAAACAUAGACUCUGUGCGCAACACAGACACUGCACAUCACAGGUACCUGGACAAUACAUGGCCACGAAGUACAGUACAAUAUCGUAUACACGCAGACUUUGCGCGAGACGAGCGCACAGUGCACAGAUACGCGUGGUGUACACAUACGUCUACAGAUACACGGUGUAUAGGCAGGCACGUGGAGCGUAUACACGGGGUAUAUAGUACGCACACACUUGUACACACACAAACAAAUAUCUCCCCCCCGGUAUAGCCUUAGCAUACCUAUGGGGCAACUGUUCGCGAGCACCAGUGAAGGCUGGAACGGCACACGAAGUAUAUGGUGUGGCCGGGAAAUCUCUCCCGGACGCCUUUGUCUUCCCGGUGGUGAUGUUUACACAUCGCACUAAUUUGAGGUGGAGUCGACCUAGGGGAGACCCACGACUGGUUCAGAUGAUAAUCGUCGUCGCUGGUUUAGGCCGAGAGCGGGGACUCGAACUCGGGUGGCAAGGGUUCGUAGUGCAGCGCGCUAACCGUUGCACCACCGCUCCCCACUCACACACACACGCGCGUACGUACGUACACACAAUCACCGCGUGUACACAUAUAUAACAAACAUACACUUGUACACAGACGCAGGGUGCACACAGGAGUGGAACACAGACACUCGUACACAAAGGGGUUAACACAACAGACAUGACACAUGGUAUACUACUCUAUACAGACAUCGGAUGCACACUUAGACGUGUACACAUAUCCGUACGGUGGAGACACGCACGGGAAUGAAACACACGCAGCUCGCAUGCGAACGCAGAUAUGGUACACAACCACCUGUACACAAUAACAACACGGCGGGGAACAUUGGCGCGGUGUACAGAUAAUGAUGCACUCGUGUACACAACCACGGCACGCACGCGAAGGACGUUUUACUUCGUACGGGGACACUCGCCUUUACACACAGAGACAUGCCACGCGGACACACGGCACACGGACACAGGGUACGACGUAGUUGUGCGAGCGUACGCGUGGCUCAACAGAUAGGGGACACUGGAGACACCGUCCGCAGACACGCCCCGAGUACACUCAGAGACAGAGUACACGGACACGUGGCAUACACACACUUGCUACACAGACACCACGCAUAGGCUCACGCGCGUGUACAUAGAUAUUUUACGAAGAUACAGGGUACAAAGCGACAGGGUACGCAGGCACAUUUGUGCACACGUCAUAUAUCUGGUACACAAGACGCGCGUGUACGCAUAGAGUUUCGCAGAUACACAUUUGUAUACGCAGAGAAUUUGUACACACGCAGACACACACACACACCUGUACACACGUGUGUGUGUGUGUACACAGCCACGCCCGUGUGCUCAGAGAGAGAGAGAGACGGAGGGAGGAGGCGAUGAGACCCCCGUAAGCCUCGAGUCGCGACCAACUUCCAUCCGCACGAGUCCAGGAAAGGGAGGGGGGGGGUCCCGUAAUGCGCAAAGACAAUUGAAGUGAUUAUUUAUUUAAAUAUCAUGUAGGAAUGUCUAGAAGCUAAAACCAGCGAUGCAUUGCACUUUCUUUACAUCGUGGUUGAUCGUACGCAAUCAAUUAUUAUCGACAACGUGAACUUGUCAGCUGCUCGCGUGGAGGUGGUGGUUGGUGGUGGUUGGUGGUGGUGGUGGUUGAUGUUGGAGAGAGAGAGAGAGUUCAAGCCCUGGCUGUAGUACGGAGGGUUCAGCAGAAGCCGGUAGCUCCCAUCGCGAGGCGAGCGUGUGUCACGUCUCUGAGCGAUGCCUUUCAGUAUUUCAUUUCGUACAUUGGCUGCCGAGUUGCAGUUUGUUUUUUUUUCGUUGGGGAGGGGGGGGGGUUGCUUUUGUAACGUCGAGAUCACGUUGCUUUGAUUAUGUGAGGGUAUAGUGUUCUUAUCCGUCUAUUUAAUGUAUAUAGACCCGGUGUUUUACCAAGAUGAAUUAGGUAGCUUUGUGGUUUUAGGUGAACGUCCGGUCUCAUUUAGGGAGGGGACUCGGACCAAACAAGUUAAGAAACGGAACCUUUUUCUAUGAAUUCCCCCCCCCCUUCCCUCCCUCGCCCCCCCCCCCCACACUUUUGA